AUGGUCUCGAACUCGGCAGCUCUGACUCCGGGGUUGUCCUCGUUUCUCAAAUCACUUAAAACAAAUCCCAUCGAGACAUCAAUUGAUAACCUCGUAUCUCUUUUGAAACGACGACAGAUUCGCCUAUCACGUUCAUGCGCCAUAGCAACCGCUUACCUUCUACUCCGAGUCGUGUCGGCCUUUCGAACCACGGAUGCCACCAAACUGAUUGAACGAGUACAGAGUGUGGGCAGGCGGCUUAUGGUCGCCCAACCGAGGGAACUAGUUGUUGGAAAUAUUGUCAGACGUGUGCUAGGUCUUAUCAGAGAUGAAGCAGAGGACGAAAGGGACGCAGACUUUUUCCUUGCCAGUGAAGCCGGAUCUGAUAGCCGACCACAUACCCCUCAUGGAGUAGAAAGCCACUCUCCUCCACGGUCACAUAUUGCAGACGACCUUGCAAUUCCUGUGCAUGAUAAGGAUUUUCUAUCUCUUCGUGCAGAAGGGUCGGAGCGAUCUUCAUCUCGACCUCCCCUGUCCUCCACACCAUCCCAAGCGCCUCCCGUCAUUUCCAUGUUUAGUCUCCUCCAACACCCCGAAGCAGAUUCACCUCAACCUAGUUCCCCAGGCACCGUGUCCCCAUCAGGCCGAUUCCAGGGACAGGGCCAGCACAAAGACAUACGAGCCGAAGUCUUGGACGGCAUCGGCGAGAUUAUUGACGAACUCGGGCAAGUAGACGAUCAGAUCGCAGGUUACGCGCUGGAGCACAUACAUUCCAACGAGGUCAUCUUGGCAUACACCUCAUCCACCACCGUUCAAAAAUUCUUACUCAAAGCCGCGACCAAGAGAAAAUUCACUGUCAUCCAUGCCGAGUCUUUCCCCAAUAACCACGUUGCGACUCAUUCUCGAGUCAGCGGCAACAACGACAAUGACGAUCAAAGUCUGAGUGCCGAAAACUUCACGAAACCAUUGACUGCAUUGGGAAUCACAGUCAUUGUCAUUCCAGACUCUGCUGUCUUCGCUAUCAUGUCCCGAGUUAACAAAGUCAUCUUAGGAACCCAUUCGGUCUUGGCUAAUGGUGGCCUGGUCGCCGCUGCUGGUACGCGAGUGAUUGCCAGAGCGGCGAAAGUCCACCAAACCCCGGUCGUUGUCGUCAGCGGUAUCUAUAAGCUCAGUCCUGUUUACCCAUUUGACAUUGAGUCUCUCAUUGAGUACGGUGACGCCAGCAAUGUCAUCCCUUUCGAAGACGGCGACUUAGUCGACAAGAUUGAUGUUGAAAACCCGCUUUACGAUUAUGUACCUGCUGAAUUGGUUGACUUGUACAUCACAAACUUGGGUGGUCAUGCUCCGUCAUAUCUUUACCGUAUCGUCUCGGACCACUAUCGCAAAGAAGAUAUAUCCUUCUAA
Talaromyces amestolkiae is the source of this 1383-nucleotide messenger RNA. RefSeq lists its product as uncharacterized. The record is from RefSeq and is a predicted model, not a curated record. Gene Ontology annotation, biological process: translational initiation. Lineage: Eukaryota; Fungi; Ascomycota; Eurotiomycetes; Eurotiales; Trichocomaceae. Gene Ontology annotation, molecular function: guanyl-nucleotide exchange factor activity; translation initiation factor activity. The coding region runs from base 1 to 1383 and encodes 460 amino acids. Gene Ontology annotation, cellular component: eukaryotic translation initiation factor 2B complex. The transcript is spliced from 3 exons.